Cuscuta campestris is the source of this 937-nucleotide messenger RNA. The record is from the annotation of a GenBank genome assembly. Lineage: Eukaryota; Viridiplantae; Streptophyta; Magnoliopsida; Solanales; Convolvulaceae.
AAAAUGACCUCUUUCCAUGGUUUUUUCGUUUUUUCUUUUUUCCGGGCUGAGGUCCAUUUCUUAUGGCCAGAAGGCAUUCUUCCGGCCCAUUGUUGUAAUAACUCCACAAAUCACACCCACUGACCACCCCAUCGUCACCGGAUUCGCCUCCCCGUACCUCUCCGAAACCACAACUCCGGCGUCUGUACUUGAUCUUCUCCGUCGCAGCCUCGGUUGUAUCCGAGGCCUUUGACCUCGCAUCGCGCCGCCACGUGGAUAGUCCUCCUUGUUUCCGGUAGUUCCUCCGUCUCCCAAUCGAAAUAUCCAGGAAAUGGGUUUAUGGACGCUGCUGGAGGGCUGUCUGCUUCUUGCCAACGCGUUGGCAAUACUGAACGAAGACCGUUUUCUUGCGCGUAGGGGAUGGAGCUUCGAGGAAUACUCUGGGAUCAAGAGGAAUUCAUUGAAGGGCCGGAUUCUCGGUCUCAUCUAUGCAACACAGUACUUGAGAGUCCCACUCAUGCUCCUCAACAUUCUCUGCAUUAUUGUGAAGCUCAUUUCUGGAUAAUCACUCACUCAGUUCCUCUUGCAAAUCAUUCUUGUUACAGAAAAGAGCAUUUUGAGCAUGAUAAUAGGUACCAUGUCAAGAGGUUCUUGGUUGAUGAUAAUGUAUGAGUAUAAUUAAUCCUAAGAUCUAAGGUUUGUAUGUUGUGCCUCAAGGAUGAAACAAUUUUCUCAGGUGGUUGUAAAACACAAAUGCUAAGAUUCUUUAGUUCCUGUUUGAAUACUUCAUAUGUUCAAGGUUCAUCAUUGGAAUGCAAAGCUCUGUGUUCUAUUCUUUAUGAAUGUAAUGAUUGUUCCCAUAGGAGGAGAGCAAAUUUAAUGUCCCAAAAUGUUUUUUCAUCCACAUGUUUCACUCUGUACAUUCUACUCAGCACAAGAAUAAAUUGAGACCAUAUUG